Molecule: messenger RNA, 4440 nt
Organism: Anopheles cruzii
Lineage: Eukaryota; Metazoa; Arthropoda; Insecta; Diptera; Culicidae
Gene: xmas
Exons: 1
Coding region: 1-4440 (1479 amino acids)
Biological process (GO): mRNA export from nucleus
Cellular component (GO): nucleus; transcription export complex 2; cytoplasm
Source: RefSeq, a predicted model, not a curated record
AUGGAAACGGAACGCAAGAUAUCACAAGCGCGGUUCGAGCUGCAAGCGGUAGCCUGUAAGCCGACGGGCAACGCCGAGGAGCGGUACCGCGUGUUGGAAGCGAAGGAUCGCUACCUGCGCCUCACGAUCCCGCGCCCCACCGAUAUUCGGAAGGCCAAAAGUAUCCAGGGCACGUGCCCGGACAUGUGCCCCGAAAAGGAACGUUACUUGCGUGAGUGGAAGGGACUGGUGUCAUCGUACGAAAAGCUGCUCUUUGCGCCGGGACAAGCGGUGCAAAUCGAUCACGACAAAGCGAUCAAACAGUACUCGCGGAGCUCUGCGGAUCAGGAGCUGCCACUACCGCACGAGCUGCGCACAGAGCAGGCCCUUGGCCGCACGAUGCGGUUCCUGCUCGAACACCUGGCGGACCGGUGCGACGAGGAGCCCGAGGGAACGAACGUCAGCGACUGGUAUCACUACAUCUGGGACAGGACGCGCGGUGUCAGGAAGGACAUCACGCAGCAGGAUCUCUGCACGCCGGGUGUGGUCGAGCUGAUGGAACAGUGCACCCGCUUCCACAUUCACUGUGCCGCGCGGCUCGUGGCCGAGGACCCGUCGGUGUUCGAUCAGAAGAUCAACACGGAAAACAUGACCAAGUGCCUGCAAACGCUCAAGUACAUGUACACCGAUCUGGCCGCACAGGGCGCCCGCAGUCCGAACGAAGCCGAGUUUCGGGCGUACAUGGUGCUGCUUUACCUGAACGACGGUAACUUUCUGUGGGAGCUACGCCAGCACGCGGCCAGCGGUAUCGUACACUCGCCCGAGGUGCAAUUCGCCCUGACCGUGUACUUUGCACUCGAUCAGAACAACCACGUGCGCUUUUUUGAGCUCGUCCGCUCGACGACCUACAUGAAUGCCUGUUUGCUGCUGCGCUACUUCACACAGAUGCGCCUGAAGGCUCUGGACGUGCUCCGGAAAGCGUACGCAGUACGAUCGAUGGCCGAGUUCAGCGUGCAGCGUCUGACGGAAAUGCUCUGCUUCGAGAGUGAAACGGAACUGGUGGCAUUCUGUGAGCAUUACGGCAUCGCAGUCGACCGUGCGAGUGGCAUCGUUCAGCUAGAAAGCCGACACCUUUAUCAUCCCGAUACUCCGUAUCCAGCGCGUCGCGAAAUGCUGCUAGUCGAAAGCAAACGAACCGGCCAAACGGUAGGGGAUGCGAUCUGUGGGGCACCACUGGCGACGUGGUGCGCCCGCUACCCUUGUCAACCGGUCUACGACAGUUUCGAUCAAGAGGGAUAUUUACUUGACGAGCUACUCCAAGACGUGAUGAGUACCAGCGAAUCGCAGGGCGCAAAUCAGGCCGAGCAGAACAAACCAACCAGUAAUGGCAUCACCUCGAGGAUAGACCUACCACAGAAAAUGCAAAUGGUGCACGAAGCAGCAAAUGGUACACCGACAACCGAUAUUCGGGGAAAUGGCAACCAUUCAUCGUCGGAACGUCAAGAAUCGCAGCAUCAACGUGAUGAACAUGUGUUCAAGGUGCCAUCAUCGAUCAUCAGCUUCCCUCGAGUACGCACACCAUCCCUUAGUCCACCUUUACCGGGGUCUCGAGUGGCACUGCCGGCCAUACGGCCGAUUAAUCUUCACCCGACUUCACCCUCAAACACGUCGAUGGCACACGCUCCGGCGACGCCCGAACCUCCUUUCGUGAUGCAUCAGGCCAGUACUUUCACACCGAUCGGCGAUCGCAACAGCAGCUGCAGUGCGGUCACUAUGCCGUACCUGAGUCCCCCGAACGACCACUCGAUUAAGGCUGCCGGACAGAAGCGCACGUUCUUUGGCGCUACCAUACCCGUCCAACAACCACCGGCUCAAAACGAAACAGCACCGGAACGUAACAUCUUUACCAGUCAUAAUUCGGCAAGUGUGUGGACAGCAAACAGCAGUGGCUCUAUAUUUGGAUCGGUACCCUACGGAGAGGACAAGCAAUUCCCUAGCAGCCAAACCGCAAGCACCGCCAGCAACGAACAAAGUGGAAUCUUCGAAAAAAGCUUACCACGAAACGAGUUCAAGAAUCAUGUGUCGGAUGAGGACAAAUUCGUGUCGCUCGACGGACCAUUUAAAACGCACCAAGGUGCAACGGACACCGAUGAAGACGAGAUGGACGAACAGGAUUACGAUGAGGACCUUCAGCCGGAGGAAGAUACAGACGCGUAUGACGUUGUGGAUUGGAAUGCCGAGGAAGAUGCGGAUGAGGACGAGUACGAGAAGGAAUGGAGCGACCAAGAUGAGUCGGAGGAUGUCGAAUCGCACACCACGGAACGUGAAGAGCGUGACUCUCCGAUCGACGAUACCGCCAUGGACAUGUCCGUUGAGCGAAUCUUCAACCGGUUGGUAGACGACGAAGUGACGGUUCUGGCCGAGCAAGUUACGGAACGGUGCCGCCAUCAACAACAGUGCGCCGAGAAGCUACUGCUUGAGCUGACCAACGAGCUGUUGAAGGAACACGUUGCCUCUGUUGUCCCCUCGGAGCUGCAACGAAUGCAGAAGACGACAGCGCUGCACAAUGCGCAGUUGGUUUUGAAGUACUGCAAACGCUGGAAGAAGCGUGCUGUUUUCCUGCGCAAACAACGUAGCUUGAUGGAGUCGGUAACACCGGUUUUUGGCCCCGAACCGGUAAUCAUGGUAGGAGCGGAACGUGUGCAGGAAGUACUGUCCCAAAAGGUAGAGCAACCGUGGCCUAGUGCUGCGAAACAUUCGAAAAUUGAUCCCUUAGCCCUGUUGGAAGAAGCGACCCAAACUACCGGAUACUUCCUCGACUCGUACUGCAGUCCGCACUUCUUUAAGAUAGUCAUUUCGGUGCCAGAUACGGGCAUCGAUCGGGAGGCCAACUUGUGGCAACGCUGGCUGCUGGAAAGAGUUUUCGAUGCACCCGAAGAAACCAGAUCACGAGGAUGCUUUUAUUUGGCCACCCGUAACCAUACAGAACCGUUACCAGGGGUGGCAGUUUGCAUGCGCCUAAUGUGCGGCACCAAUGUGGUGGACACAACGGUCACGAAUGGCGCGAAAGCUCUCGAUCGAAGCAACGGAGUGCUGUUUGUAGUCGCUGAAAACCGCCUAGAGGAAGCUCGACAACGGUUGCGGUACAUUGUGGCUAGCCAGUCGUACAAGUGUCCCCCACGCGGCACUCAACCUCCUCCGCUAGUGGUCUUUUUCCAACGUUUAACUGAUGGCCCGUCACCGAACGCUGAACAGUUGUGGCGUGACUUCGCACCCGAUGGACCCACCUUCGCGGAUCUACAGCAACUCGAGCGGAAAGUGUACGUGUUUCGGCAGGACACCUUCCAGCCGGCGCUUCGCCACGGUCUACGGUUCUUGGUCGGCUGCUACAAGCGGCAGAGGAUUCGGCUGGGACGAAGCAAACAGUACCUUGAAAUGCUGCCAACCGACGAGUUCCUGCAACGCUACCUCAUAGACGACUACUGGACUCGGGUGAAGGAACACGUGCAACAGCUGGACCACUUGACGAAUGGCAAGUAUCGGCCACCCGUGAACGGGCACGUCGCGUCCUACAAUGCCGCAAUCGAGCAGACUUGUGGUCUAGUGGUCAACCGAGACGUCAACGAACUGUACCACCUUCCGGAAGAAUUUGACCAGCUUGCAGAGACCAGCGGUCAAUCGUCAAGCUACUGCCUGCGACACGAACACUGCUUUCCUCGUCGGUGGCGUACGACCUUAGCCGACACGGCAAGCGUAUGUCGGCUAAAAACAUUGUUCGAAGGGCUAAGAUUGAUCAACCUGCCGGAACCACUCAUUCAGACGAUGAACCAAAACGCGCACAACAAGGCACACGGUGGUCCGCUGGCCUCGAAACAGGGUGCACCACCGGUGCAGGACAAGUUGCGCGAGUAUCUGCUAAUGUAUCCGACCCUACGGACCAUCCCGGAACUGAAACGCAAGGAGUUGGCAAAAAACCUUACCGAUUCGUUCUGUGCAUUCUGGGGCUGCAGUUUCGCUUGGAUCCCCUUUUUGCACAUGAUUGCUGCUGCGCUUGUAGAGUCUGCUUCGACGCGGCUGGGCACCGGUCCGGACAUGGCUCCGCCAAACGUUUUUUACUGUCUCGACGAGUUCGACCGGUGUCUCGCAACGCUCCCAGUGGAUCAGUUGGUGAAGGAAGGACAUUUGAACGGAACGCUUCAUCAACCGCAAUGGAUGGCGCAAUCAUCAACAGCAAAUUGCUCUCCUGGAGAAGCGAAGAGCCAGCCGACACGUAAAUACCGAUUGCGAUAUGGUAAAGCCGUAGAUGAUACGCCACAGCAGCCGCUGCGGAAGUACGCCAGAAUGGAUACCAGCGCUACGGGUGCGUUUGACGACAAUACCGAAGAAGACGACGGCGCUGAAGUCCUGGACGUCGAAGCAAUCCUGCAACGGGCGAGGGCGCUGUUGGAUAGAAUGGGGUAG